Molecule: messenger RNA, 1775 nt
Organism: Raphanus sativus (radish)
Lineage: Eukaryota; Viridiplantae; Streptophyta; Magnoliopsida; Brassicales; Brassicaceae
Product: CBL-interacting serine/threonine-protein kinase 18
Exons: 1
Coding region: 103-1674 (523 amino acids)
Biological process (GO): signal transduction; protein phosphorylation
Molecular function (GO): ATP binding; protein kinase activity
Source: RefSeq, a predicted model, not a curated record
CGUUUGGCUAAACCAACCAAACAGAGAGAUUCAAACGGAAGAAACAAACCAAACCUAAACUCCAAAUACAUAAAAACUAAUCAAAAACUUGUUUAGCCGCGGAUGUCUCAGGCCUUGGCUCCACCACCGCUUCUGGUGGUCACCACCGUCGUCCCAGAUCCCCCACACCCUCCCCCACCACCGCCGCAGCAAAAGCCGUACGCUCUGCAAUACGUGACGGAACUUCUUAGCCGGAUAGGUAUCAAAGAAACAGACAAAGAUGGCAACACCAGCCCACAGAGCCCGAGGAGCCCAAGAAACAACAUUCUCAUGGGGAAGUACGAGCUAGGGAAGCUUCUCGGCCACGGAACCUUUGCUAAGGUCUAUUUAGCCCUAAACAUAAAAUCCGGCGAGAACGUCGCCAUCAAAGUCAUCGACAAGGAGAAGAUCAUGAAGAGCGGUCUGGUCGCUCACAUCAAACGAGAGAUCUCCAUCCUCCGCCGUGUGCGCCACCCUUACGUCGUCCACCUCUUCGAAGUCAUGGCGACGAAGACCAAGAUCUACUUCGUGAUGGAGUACGUCCCGGGAGGGGAGCUGUUCAACACGGUGGCUAAAGGACGUUUGCCGGAGGAGACAGCCCGGAGAUAUUUCCAGCAGCUGAUCUCCUCCGUCUCCUUCUGCCACGGCCGCGGUGUCUAUCACCGUGACCUUAAGCCGGAGAAUCUGCUUCUAGACGCUAAAGGGAACCUUAAAGUCUCUGACUUCGGUCUCAGCGCGGUGGCAGAGCAGCUCCGUCAGGACGGGCUCUGCCACACGUUCUGCGGUACUCCGGCGUAUCUGGCGCCGGAGGUUUUAACGAGGAAAGGGUAUGACGCGGCUAAGGCCGAUGUGUGGUCUUGCGGAGUGAUCUUGUUCGUGUUGAUGGCUGGUCACAUCCCGUUUUACGACAAGAACAUCAUGGCCAUGUACAAGAAGAUCUACAAAGGCGAGUUCCGUUGUCCUCGUUGGUUUUCAUCUGAUCUUAUCAGGUUAUUGACUCGGCUUCUCGAUACCAAUCCUGAUACUCGGAUCACGAUACCUGAGAUCAUGAAGAGUAGAUGGUUCAAGAAAGGAUUCAAACACGUGAAAUUCUACAUAGAAGAUGAUAAGCUGUGUAGAGAAGACGAGGAGGAGGAGGAAGAGGAGGAGUCGUGUUCCUCUGGCAGGUCUUCAACGGUGUCAGAGAGCGAUGCAGAGUUUGACGUGAGGAGGAUCGGUUCAAUGCCGAGACCAGCGAGCUUAAACGCGUUUGAUAUCAUAUCGUUCUCCUCGGGGUUUGAUCUUUCGGGUUUGUUCGAGGAAGGUGGAGAAGGGACGAGGUUUCUGUCAGGAGCUCCUGUUUCGGAGAUCAUAGCGAAGCUGGAGGAGGUAGCGAGAGUCGUUAGCUUUACGGUGAGGAAGAAGGAGUGGAGUUUGAGGUUAGAAGGGUGUAGAGAAGGAGCAAAGGGGCCGUUGACGAUUGGAGCUGAGAUAUUUGAGCUGACGCCGUCUCUUGUGGUGGUGGAGGUGAAGCGGAAAGGAGGAGACAGAGGAGAGUAUGAAGAGUUUUGCAAUAAAGAACUCAGACCAGAGCUGGAGAAACUAAUGCAUGACCGAGGAAGUGAGAAAGGAAAAGGAGAAGUUGUAGUAGAAGAAGCAAUGUGUGUUGCCGUCUGAUACUGUAUAGUAAUACAAGGAAGGCUGAGAAUAAGAAUACAAGAUUAUUACAUUCUUUUGUUACUAUUGAGACUAUUUACUAUUCUUGUUCUAUGUUUAUG